UGUCAAUCCUCAAGCAUAAUGAGCGGACUUUCAUUUUCUGAUGUUAAAAUUGUGCAUGUGGACUUGAGAUUGUCUCCUUAUGUCCCAUUCGGGAUUACUUUUUCCGGUCGGAUCAACUCAAUCGGGCACGAUCAGGGAAUAUUUAUUGACUCAGUUCUUCCUGGGUUUAUAAUUCUGGUCAUAUUUAGUGGAGCGGCUGAUAUUUAUGGCAGAUUUCGUGUAGGAAUGCUCAUUCUUGAGGUCAACGGAACUUCUUUAGAGAAUAUUUCAAAUUUCCAGGCUUUAAAACUUUUAGAAGACUCUCUUAAGCCUGAAAAGUAUUUUAUUUAUUUUAAGCAAAGAUAUGGCCUUUCUCUUGUUUUGGCGGAGUUUUCGUCUCCAAAUUUAAUAAAUUCGUUGCAAAAGGAUCCGAAUUUAAAGUCGGCUCAUUGCAGUGAUUCGGGGACUUUGGUCUCUGCCAGGAGAAUAACUCAGAAUGAUAGUUUGAGCAUAAAUUCAGAUAUGUUUAUUAUUGUGGCGAAUAUGCUCAGAAGUGAUAUUCCUCACUCGUUGCCUAUUCGUGACAGAGUUUGGCUUAAAAUGCCAAUUUCUAACGCUUUUCUGGGCUCGGAUUUGAUUGUCUGGCUUUUGCAGAAUGUUGCUGGGAUCAGACGUAGAAAGGAAGCUUUGGCAUAUGCAAUGACAAUGUUGGACACUGGGUUUAUCAGGAGCGCUAUUUUGUCAGAUAAAAAACAGGAUUUUUCACAGCAGCGUUAUUAUAUGAUUGCCCCACCAAUUGUCGAACGUUGA
Messenger RNA from Octopus sinensis (East Asian common octopus), 789 nucleotides. Its product is annotated as segment polarity protein dishevelled homolog DVL-3-like. Gene Ontology annotation, molecular function: frizzled binding. The coding region runs from base 19 to 789 and encodes 256 amino acids. Gene Ontology annotation, biological process: intracellular signal transduction; canonical Wnt signaling pathway. Gene Ontology annotation, cellular component: cytosol. NCBI's taxonomy places the organism in Eukaryota, Metazoa, Mollusca, Cephalopoda, Octopoda, Octopodidae. The transcript is spliced from 2 exons. The record is from RefSeq and is a predicted model, not a curated record.